AUGAUGCAAAAAAUGGUCUUGUUUUUGUUUUUAUUUGUUUUUGUGCAUGGUUUUAACUUUUGGCAAAUUUGGCGAUUCGGAUUCACCCGAUUCACCGGACCAGUUGAGCAGUCGCGAGAAGGAACGGGGUUGCCGGAUGAUUGCGGACUCGCAUCGAAUCGUGACCUGUCCUGCAUCGUUAAAGGAAAACGAAGGCGGACCCGGGCGACGGAAAUCCACGAUUCGAUAAGCCGGUGGAUUCGUUCAGCGUACAAGGCGAUGCCGAACACAGCCAGAGGCCGGCGAAGUCCAUGGGGAGCACCUGAAACCGUGAAGGAAGUUGUACGAGCCCCCCAAUUAAGCGUUGCCCCCGUGUACAUGCAGGUCACUGUGAUGGAAAACACCGUGCCCCAUCCGACGCAGACCUUCGACGAGGAUAACUUUCAUGAGUUUGUAGUUUGAGAGAUCAAUAAGCAGGGCUUUUCCUCGCCGACCACCUUCCAAGUCCAGGGAUGACCGAUUGAGCUGUCCGGCCGUGACAGCGGGGAACCGCUGGUUCGCGAUUUGGAGGGCGGAGAAGGUGAUUACUACGCCGGGAUGUUUGAUCGAUUUGCUGGAGCGAGGCAUCCUGAGACAACCUGUCCCGUUGCACGUUUCUGUUGCUCGACGAGGCGGAUCGGAACCGAGCAGAUCUGGCCGGAUCGGUGCCGAUGUGGUCGAAGGAGGUUCGGGUGUUGGCGAAGGACACGAUUACAUCCAGAUUACCGUUGAUCUUGUCGGCGACCCGCAUCAUCCACUAGAUCGUGGAUAUUUAUGAGGAAAACGAACAGGAGGGCAAGUUGUUGUCGUUGCCAAGUACGUGAACAACUUUAUUACCUGGACCCGUCGGAGGAUUACAUCGGGAAGAUACAGUCACAUGGACCAGGUUGGAUUCGGUGCACUGCGGGAAAGUGGCUUCCAGAAAAACUGCUGAUUUAGAACAAUAAGUUGCUAUUGUAUGUUUAAUCUGUUUAGUUUGUUAAAUUUGUGUAUAAAAUAAAGGGUAAUUUUGGGGAUUCCGGUGUUGGGUUAGAGGGUUUCAGUUCCAGGACGUGUGGGUAGCAUUCGUGAUGCAGAUCGAGUGGAACCUAGCCGGUGCAACCAAUGUCGAUGGAGAAUAACAGACGGGUUCGAGUUCCUCAAUGCCAGCAGACGUUAAGCCUAAUCAGGCAUCUUCCCGGUGACCUUUCCUGCUUUCGCUUUUCCCCACGCUACUCGUCGAUGCAGGUCAUCAGGCUGGCCAUUCGGUCACUAUACUCCGCUCCGAACAACUGCACCCAGAUUUGGUCCGGUGAAACGGGAUGUGUCACGUGCAGAUCCCAGCUUUGUAGUUCCGAAUUUCUCAGGUGAGG
This is a messenger RNA of Culex quinquefasciatus (southern house mosquito), 1370 nucleotides long. RefSeq lists its product as uncharacterized. The record is from RefSeq and is a predicted model, not a curated record. The coding region runs from base 1 to 441 and encodes 146 amino acids. NCBI's taxonomy places the organism in Eukaryota, Metazoa, Arthropoda, Insecta, Diptera, Culicidae. The transcript is spliced from 4 exons.